Trichoderma reesei QM6a is the source of this 5340-nucleotide messenger RNA. RefSeq lists its product as uncharacterized. Bases 1 to 5340 code for a protein of 1779 amino acids. The record is from RefSeq and is a predicted model, not a curated record. Gene Ontology annotation, molecular function: protein binding. NCBI's taxonomy places the organism in Eukaryota, Fungi, Ascomycota, Sordariomycetes, Hypocreales, Hypocreaceae. The transcript has 3 exons.
AUGUCGUCGUCGCACGCCUGGCUGGACUCGCUGACCGAGGACUGGGUGUCGGAGCGAGGAUCCUCGCCCGCGCCGCUUCCCCUCGUCAAGUCGACCAAGAAGAGCCAGCCGACGCCGUCGCCGAAAAUCACCCCGAGUCGCAUACCGCGCUGGAGGCAUCCCGGCGUAGUUGCACCGCCGCCGCAGGACAAGAGCAUGACGAUUCUCGAGGGCGACCGAAGCUCCGAAGACAACAAGUCGCCCAAGAAGCGCCUGCUCAAGUUCGCAAAGGAUCGCAAGCCGUCGCAGAAGGGCCACGUAGGGCGCUCCCUCUCCUCGACCACGGGCUCCGUCGUGGUGCACAAGAACGCCCGGCAGCGAACGCCUGCCGCCCGCGGGCGAUCCGAGACGCCCGAGUGGAAGCGACGAUUGGUGCACGGCAAGCUUGAAUAUGGCGAGCAGCGCGACCUCUUUAGCUCGGCGGCUGUUGGCCUGCAGGACAUGUUCAAGCCGCCGCCGUCAAGCGAAGCCGACGUCGACUCGCCCUCUCCCAACCUCGACUCUCCUUCCCCCAACCUCGACCCGCCAGGGCAAAACAACCCGACGAAUACCUUUGACCCCGACCAGGAGCUGAACGCUGACGAGGAGGACGGCGAAUUUUCCCCGAACCAGGUCACACCGAGUCCGAGCCCUAGGAGGCCCCCGCGGGAGAUCAAAUACAAGCUCAACGUUGAGGAUGACCAAAACGACCACUCAGACGCAUCGCUUCUGAGCAGUGAUAGCCCCGAAGAGCAGGAAGAGGUUAGGCAAGACGAAGGCGCAGUCGCUCAAGAGGGCAGCUACCUCGACAUCCCCUCCUUGGUUGAAGGCGUAUCUCGAAAAGCCAGUGGCCAGAGUUAUACGCGAAACGAAGACUUCAGCCCCAUCUUGAUCGGCAAGCGCAGCGACGAGGACGGAAGGGUCGAGUUCACCCCCCUGGAGAUGCCGACGGAAGAGCUGCGGGAGAGACUCGAAAGACUGCAGCUCAAUCAGAUGAUUCUGGAUCCUUCGCACAAUGCCUCCGACAGCGCAGUGGAGGCGAAACCUCCAAAAUCCGACGCCGGCGACGAUUCUUCGAUCAAAUAUCAUUUUGACACCUCAUACGGAAGCAAUGAUUCACCUGAGGGGUCACUGCAGCACCGCAGUCUGAGUCCUGAUUUGGGCGAGGACUGGUCCGAGAUGCUGCCUGAGGAUUCUCUGCAGGCAAGCACGCCGAAACAGUUUCCAACGCUCCGGACCCAGGACGCCGAUUCGAACGUGAUGAAUUCCUUCUUCGAUAGCCCUAACGUGCCAAACGCACCGUUUCCAAGCCCUGACAAGAGGCAACUCCGCGAAACGAGCAACCAGUCCAACAGCACGAGCCCCCUGAAGCUGUUUGGGCCGUACGACACGUUUACCAACCAGACCUUGCUGCGACGCAUCAGUCAGUUUGAAGAGAGCUUGUCUGGCAUGAACUCGCGAGGAGACAUUUCGCCUUCCACGCCCAGCCGUGACCCGAGUAAGAAACGAGUUGACCGCAGCUCCGGGGCGCAGAGGUAUGUCAGCCAUUUUGGGGCUGGUGAACUGGAAGGGUAUGAAUUCACCAACGACUUGUCUCACUCGCCCGCCGAACAUUCCAGCCUCCUUUUCAAGGAGAAGACGACUCCAUUGCAUCCUCCCUUGGCCGCCAAGGGACCCCUCAAACUCGUCCCCCCGUCAUCGUGGCUCCAUGACGACGUUUCCCUGCAUGUGCACAGGAGCCGUCGCAAGAGCAGUUCGCAGACUCCCUCGGUCGAUGCUGAUGCUGAAGAAUACGAUUCCAUGUCUAGCUCGCCAGCCAACUCCGUCAGCUCGCAGGAUGAAGCCUACGACGAGUCCUGGGCCGCAAAGCGGGAUUACGGGUCCGAAGGCAAGCGGCCCAGAGCGUCUCCCUCCAAGCAUCCGACACCAAAGCGUCGCCGAACGCUCCAUCGCUCCGAUAUAGCCUUCGGCAGCGACGGUCGCAAGUCAAUCGUGCCAAAGCUGCCUCGCCCUGGCUCCAAAUCGCGGAGGCGCUCUCAGGCGGAGCGCUCAAACUCCAUCGAUCUCAAAGAUGCAGAACGACUGUCCAGGCGCCAGUCUCAUUCUUCCGCUCACACCUCAAAGUCAGUUCAGGAUGACGUCUCUCAAGGGAGGGCGCGCCGCUCGCCAACGAGGUCGUCGAUCCAGGAAGAGGAUGAACCAGAUAGCCCCGGUACCACUGGCGAGCGCAAGCCGUCUAUACGGACACAGGACUUUGUGGAUCAAGCUGCCCAGAUCAUGGCCAUGAUCCGCAACCAGGUCAGUCAGCCCGGGCUAUCCAGUCUUGAGGAAUCCGAGUUGGAGGCCGGGGUUGCCUCGCAGAAUGCUACAAUGGAGGAAUCCGACGGAUCAACGGCCGAGCCCUUCUCGCGACCGCCCAGUCGAGACGGGAAGCCGAUCCCCAGACAGGCCCGACAGCAAGAGGACCCCGAGCUGGUGAAACGGCUCAAGAAGUACCAGGAGAUGAGCGACAUGGGUGAUGUGAUCUCCUCGUCAAUGAGGUCUAUGGGCCUCGCAAAGGACGCAAUUCGCGCGGCCAAAGAGGUUGAACGCAUGGUAGACCGAGCCAGCCGCAUUCGAUCCAGUGGGGGCGGCGGCGGCGGUUCGAAUUAUGAUUCUGCGAGUGAAACGACGAGCCCGGUUCAUGACUUGUUCUCCAGCGCUUCUGCUCGCUCCACCAGCCACCUGUUUCCCACCUCUUCGUCUCGAGGCUCUGAAUCGCGAAAGAUGAUUGCCCCCGAGAGCGUGUCCCACCUGAUUCCGGACAAGAUUGGCGGCAUGUAUCUGGACAAGCAGAACAAUAUCUGGAUUCGAAACAAGGACUCCAAGGCUUCUCUGAAAUCCCACAACUCAGGGUCCGACGACAGCGAGGAAGAUCCGUUUGCCAACAUCCCAGACUUGUCCGUUGACAUGACGGAAGAGAUGCAGCAUCUGAAACAGACCCCUCGCGGCCGCGAAGACAUGGCGAGCAGCAAGGGCAAGACGUCUCGCCACAGCUCGGCCCAAACGCACUCACUCAAGAGUUACACGACUCUCGCGGCGUAUGAGCCACUUGACCCCGAGGUGGCGGCAAGGGCCAGGGGGGAGAUUGAGAAGCUCGAUGCCCAGCCUGGUGAGGGCUCUAAGAGUGCUGAUGACGGAGGGAGCCGCCUGCCUGUUCUCAAGGCCAAGACGAGCAGCGAUGGGCUGUCGUCGAAGCGCCGCAACAUUACGAUAUCGUUCACGUCGCCCAUUGCCUCGAUCAUCCUGGGCGUGCUUCCUGAGGAUAUAGAAGGCCUGGAAGACGACCCCGUGCCCGGUGAAUCAUCCGAGUCGCCUCCGCUCCACGCAGCUCAGUUUAGCGGCGCGAAGGUAGUUACGCCAGACCCUCUGCGGACCAUCCGCGCCACGUCCAUGUCUACAGGCAAGUUUACGCCUAGGCCGGUCUCGCGGAUUGACGAGCAGGAUGAGGAGAGCACGGUGGAACUGCCGAAUCAGAGUCGCAACCGGAGCCAGCACCAGCAAACACCAGCUCAGAAGGACCGCCACCUCAGCUUCAUCGGCGACAACACGAUGAUGAGUCUCAAAUCGCUAGAAGGCGGCUCGGGCUUUGGCUUCCUCAUGAGCACUCCGGCGCACGCUGCCGUCUCGCUCAAGGCCGACGACAGUCUCAUGAUUGGCCGCAACGUCGGAAAGCUCUCGCUGAGCCCGCUGUCCGAAUUCUCCAUGAACAAUCACGACAAGUCGUUUGGGCUCGAGGUGAGCUACGUCAUGGGACAGAGGCGAAUGGCGACGGGCGACGGGUCCAAGAAGGUGAUGUCCAUGACGCUGCGCACCCUUGUGGAGAAGCUCUCCGAGGCGCAGCCACACGAGCCGUAUUGGGAGGAUAUGACCUCUCUCACCCUCCAGGACAAGCAGCUGACCAGCCUGCACGGCCUCAACAAGCUUUGCUCCAGAAUCACCACGCUGGACGUGUCGAAGAACUCACUGGGGCAUCUGGAGGGCACUCCCGAAGGCGUGCGGCAACUCAAGGUGUCGAACAACAUGCUGACGGAGCUCACAUCGUGGGACCAUCUCAUCCACCUGCAGUACCUUGACAUUUCCAACAACCAAGUCAAGAGCUUGUCGGCGUUGAAGAGACUCAUUCACCUGCGGAGCUUGCGGGCAGAUAACAAUCUGUUGACGAGCCUUGAUGGGCUGGAUACCCACGAUGGCCUGCUCUCUCUCAGAGCACGCAACAAUCUGAUUGAGGAGCUUGACUUUUCCAACAUCGAGUGGGGGCGCUUGACGGAGCUCGACGUGGCCUCGAAUAAGAUAUCGUCGGUCAAAGGUCUUCACCUUCUGCCUUCGCUUUCUCAUCUGGAUGUCUCCGACAAUCACCUUGAGACGCUCGUGUUUGACAAGGUCAACAAGACGCUGCGGAAGCUCGACAUUAGCGACAACGAUAUCGAAGACCUGGACAUUCGGCACCUGGGUAGUCUGCAGACGCUCCACGCUGAUCGGAACCGCAUCAGCCACAUCUCUGGCUUCCGCCACGUCCGCCGGAUGGACAGCCUUUCCUUGCGAGAACAGCGGGGCGACGCGCCGCUUGAUCUGAGUUUCUUGAUCAGUGCCUGUGAGAUACGCAAGCUGUUCCUGUCUGGAAACUACCUGGGUUCGUUCCAGCUCCAGGCCGACUUCCUCAACCUACAGCUCCUGGAGCUGGCAAACUGCGGGCUGGAGGUGUUGCCCGACGAGUGUGGGCAGCUGAUGCCGAACUUGCGCACGCUGAAUCUCAACUUCAACGCCAUUCGGGAUCUGUCGUCGUUGCGAUUCAUCCCGCGACUGAAGAAGCUGCUCGCGGCGGGGAACCGACUCUCAGACACGGUGGUGGUGACGGAGCUUUUGACCGACUUUCCUCAUCUCACGGAACUGGAUCUGCGGGACAACCCCAUUACCCAGGGCUUCUAUCCCCCGGUCCAGAUGCUCAUCAGCCCGGAUAAGAUGGGCAGCGCCGACUCGUUUGUGAUGCCAGACGCGGACAUGGAUCGAGACGAGACUUUUGGCAAGCGCCUGGACGAGACUACGAGGCUACGUCGUCGUCUCCACGAGGUGGUGUACGUUGCUAGCUGCAAGCGCCUCCGCAGGCUGGACGGCCUGGCCAUUGUGAGGGAGAAGACUUUGGCCAAAGACGUGCUGUUGCAGAGGCUCAUUGACGAUGGGCUUGUACCCGAGCUGGAGGACACGCUGGUUGGCGAGUCUGAAUCCGCACAGCAACAGCAACACCACGGAGCGGCUCCAUCGCCGUCCAUCAGCACUGCAUAG